Molecule: messenger RNA, 2530 nt
Organism: Chelmon rostratus (copperband butterflyfish)
Lineage: Eukaryota; Metazoa; Chordata; Actinopteri; Chaetodontiformes; Chaetodontidae
Gene: hnrnpk
Product: heterogeneous nuclear ribonucleoprotein K
Exons: 17
Coding region: 258-1574 (438 amino acids)
Biological process (GO): regulation of mRNA splicing, via spliceosome; regulation of transcription by RNA polymerase II
Cellular component (GO): nucleus; cytoplasm
Molecular function (GO): mRNA binding
Source: RefSeq, a predicted model, not a curated record
GCACUGCAGGUUUGUGUUUUGACGAUAUUUUCCUCUUUUCUGCUCCACCUUGAGCCUAAUGCAGUUGAAGUGCACAGGUCGCAGCAGCUGUUUGGUCCGUGCUUGUUUAGUUCCGCCUAUCAACACGCCCUUGUCCCAGAAAUAAAUAUCAACUACCACAGCUCACUGGGGCCACUUCUCUGCUUCUCUCACCCUACUGCUGCUGCCUGUUCCCCAGACUGAGGUGCCCACCACAUCUCUUCUGCUGUCAGAAGACCAUGGACACAGAAAUUGAUCACCAAGAAGAGACUUCAUUCAGCAACUCAGAGACUAAUGGUAAGCGCCCUGCUGAGGAUGCAGAUGAGCAGAAAUCAUUCAAGCGCUCCAGGAACUCAGACGAGAUGGUUGAGCUUCGCAUCCUCCUGCAGAGCAAAAAUGCAGGAGCUGUAAUUGGGAAGGGUGGCAAAAACAUCAAAGCCCUUCGCACCGACUACAAUGCCAGUGUGUCAGUCCCAGACAGCAGUGGGCCUGAGCGCAUCCUGAGCAUCAGUGCCGACAUCGAGACAGUUGGAGAAAUCCUGCUGAAGAUUAUCCCAACACUGGAAGAGUACCAGCAGUACAAUGGCAUGGAUUUUGAUUGUGAGCUGCGUCUGCUGAUCCACCAGAGCCUUGCUGGCUCGAUCAUUGGGGUAAAAGGAGCCAAGAUCAAGGAGCUCCGUGAGAACACAAAGACCAGCAUCAAGCUGUUUCAGGAGUGUUGUCCUCAGUCGACAGACCGGGUGGUGCUGGUUGGUGGUAAAACAGAGAGGGUGGUGGAGUGUAUCAAGACUAUGCUGGAGCUCAUUGCUGAAGCUCCCAUAAAGGGCAGAGCACAGCCCUAUGACCCUAACUUCUACGAUGAAACAUAUGAAUACGGUGGUUUCACCGUGAUGUUUGAAGAGAGGGGAGGCAGUCGCAGGCUUAUGGGAGGGUUCCCAAUACGUGGGGGUAGGUCCAGCGGUGGAGACCGCGCGUUUGACCGAAUGCCCUCUAGCAGAGGGGGACGGGGACCCAUGCCUCCCUCCCGCCGGGAUUACGAUGAGAUGAGUCCUCGCCGAGGUCCUCCCCCACCCCACCCAAGUAGGGUCUCCAGAGGGAGUGGCCGGGUGCGCAACAUGCCAAUUGGACACCAACACCAACACAGAGGAGGAGAUGAUCGUUACUAUGACUCGUACCGUGGCUCAGAUGACAGGUCAAAUGACAGAAGAGGGAGACCGGAUCGCUACAGCGAUAACAUGAGUGGAGGAGGAUAUGACAAUAGUUCCUCCUGGGAUAGCUACCAGUCAGGUGGACGUGGCUCCUAUAAUGACAUAGGCGGACCUGUCGUCACCACACAAGUGACGAUCCCUAAAGAUCUGGCUGGCUCUAUCAUUGGUAAGGGAGGCCAGCGGAUCAAACAGAUCCGCCACGAGUCUGGAGCCUCCAUCAAAAUCGAUGAGCCUCUGGAAGGUUCUGAGGACCGAAUCAUCACCAUUACUGGCACGAAGGAUCAGAUCCAGAACGCCCAGUUCCUUCUACAGAACAGUGUGAAGCAGUUCUCUGGUCAUAUGAUGUAGACCCAGGAGACUCAGAUUGAAGCAGACUCAGAUUGCCCCCACCCCCACCCCACCCCCUCAACCUUUCUGCCCCUGUCCAACAUAUCCCCUUCAGACUAUUAUUCUGGAUUGUGGGUGUCUUUUUUGAAUUUUAUUUUUGUAUUUUUUAAUGAAAUAAAUGUCCAACAUUCCUGUGCAUAAAAGAAAAUGUAGAUGUUCUGCAUUUUUGAAAGUGUAGUCCAUUAGUUUAUCAGAUACAGUUUUUUUUUCUAACACUCACAUCUAUCCAAAUAUUCUUCAGCCUCCUGACAGACAAAAAUAAACAUAACCUUUAUUUUUUGAUGGUUUUGUUUUUUUAUGGCUUAAGUGUGUGUGUGUGUGUGUGUGUGUGUGUGUGUGUGUGUGUGUGUGUGUGUGUGUGUGUGUGUGUGUGUGUGUGUGUGUGUGUGUGUGUGUGUGUGUGUGUGUGUGUGUGUGUGUGUGUGUGUGUGUGUGUGUGUGUGUGUGUGUGUGUGUGUGUGCGCGCGCGCGCUUUCUGUUGUCUGUAUCAGUCCCUUCACACAGUUGUACCACAUUAACAUUAACAUUAGCAGAAUGAAGAAUGUAAGCUAUGUUUCUUUUGAUUUUGAACCAUUUAUGUUUUGUUUUUAGAGAUGUGGGAAAUUUUACUCUUUACUCGGAAUGAUGAUUAAGUUGGGACUCUUGUACACACGAGAUACAGGACAGACUGACUAAUUUAUAAGGAUAUAAAUAGUUGUGUGAUCAAAUAAAUCUAAGAAUUUGAGUAACACCUCACAAAUCGAAACAUGUAGCUAGAAAUUGGUUUUGAUAUGUUAUUGGAGAUUUGACAAAUGAUAUUGAACUUAUCUAUUUUGUCCCAACAAUUUCCUGUGUUCUACACUUGUUUUCUCUCCAUGCUGUAGACUUCACAUUGUCAAAUUGUAAAAUGAAUAAAGAUGGUGCCACUUUUUACUGAA